Molecule: messenger RNA, 1198 nt
Organism: Daucus carota subsp. sativus
Lineage: Eukaryota; Viridiplantae; Streptophyta; Magnoliopsida; Apiales; Apiaceae
Product: ATP-dependent Clp protease proteolytic subunit 2, mitochondrial
Exons: 3
Coding region: 136-867 (243 amino acids)
Biological process (GO): protein quality control for misfolded or incompletely synthesized proteins
Cellular component (GO): endopeptidase Clp complex
Molecular function (GO): serine-type endopeptidase activity; ATP-dependent peptidase activity; ATPase binding
Source: RefSeq, a predicted model, not a curated record
AUUUCUUAUCGUAAUAUUAACAAAAGAAACGAGGCCAUUUUAGAAUCACCACUUUACGAGUCCCCUGGCGGUGUCACAACAUAAACCCUAACAAUUAUCCACCACUGUUAACAACUCGCACACUUCCUACACACCAUGCGAAGCCUCAUUUCUCGGAGUCUGUGCCACGUCAGCGCCGGAAUCGGGAAAACAAUCACCGGCGGCCACACAUCCACCUUCACUCACCGGAGAUGUUAUAUUCCGAUGGUGAUUGAGCACUCAUCUCGAGGAGAAAGAGCUUACGACAUCUUCUCUCGUCUCCUCAAGGAGCGAAUAGUGUACAUAAACGGUCCUAUCUCUGACGACACUUCGCACGUCGUAGUUGCGCAACUGCUUUUCCUUGAAUCGGAGAAUCCGUCCAAGCCGAUUCAUAUGUACAUCAACUCCCCCGGUGGCGCGGUCACAGCAGGUCUUGCAAUAUACGAUACAAUGCAGUAUAUUCGAUCUCCAAUCAGUACAAUAUGCAUUGGUCAAGCUGCUUCAAUGGGUUCCCUUCUCUUAGCUGCUGGUGCAAAGGGUGAGAGGAGGUCUCUUCCUAAUGCCAGAGUUAUGAUUCAUCAGCCAUCAGGUGGGUAUAGUGGACAGGCUAAAGACAUAACCAUUCACACCAAAGAAAUUGUCCGGAUUUGGGAUGCACUAAAUACACUGUAUGUAAAGCAUACAGGACAACCUAUUGAAGUAAUUCAGAAAAACAUGGACCGGGAUUAUUUUAUGACUCCAGAAGAGGCGAAAGAAUUUGGAAUUAUUGAUGAGGUCGUAGAUGAGAGGCCAAUGGCUCUAGUCACUGAUGCUGUUAGGACUGAAGGCAAAGAUAAAACAUCAACUUAAAAAGUUAUUAAGUGGAGUCUGACUAAUUUUUCCUUGGGGCCAUUUGUUCAUUUCGUGGAGAAACUGGGAGCAACGUGAAGCUGUAAAUCUUUCUGCAAUUUAAGUCAAGAAUUUUGCAGUGGCAUAUUUUUAGAUUUUCAUAAAAACAAGCAUGUCAUCAUACUUUGUAUCUUCCUCCAUAGUAUCUUGCCUUCAUUGUUGACCAACUUUACCUCGACAGGGUCUAUAAUUAGAUUGUUGUUUUGAUAGAAAUAUUGUACCAACCUGAACCUGCAUGAGCUACUACAGAGACUAGAUAAAUUCCAAUAAAAAUGGAUGAGGUUUUUGCGUA